GGCGGGGCUUGCCAGAGUCGGGGGUCGGGGGCGCGGAGCGGCGCAGUGGGGCCGGAGCGGGGCUUGGGUCGCGUCGACGGGAUGGUAGACAGCGUCUAUCGGACGCGGUCGCUGGGGGUGGCGGCGGAGGGGUUACCGGACCAGUACGCGGAUGGGCGGGCGGCCCGCGUGUGGCAGCUGUACAUUGGGGACACGCGCGGCCGCACGGCCGAGUACCGCAGCUGGCUCCUGGCGCUGCUCCGCCAGCACCGCUGCCGCUCUGUCCUCGACGUGGCCUGCGGCACCGGGGUGGACUCCAUCAUGCUGCUCGAGGAAGGCUUCCAGGUGACCAGUGUCGACGCCAGCGACAAGAUGCUAAAGUAUGCGCUGAAGGAGCGCUGGGAGCGGCGCAAGGAGGAGCCCUUCGACCGAUGGGUCAUCGAGGAGGCCAACUGGCUCACCUUGGAAAAGGACCUGGAGAAGCCAGGGGACGGGUUUGACGCAGUCAUCUGCCUGGGCAACUCCUUUGCACACCUGCCUGACUUCAAAGGGGACCAGAGUGACCACAAGCUGGCCCUGAGGAAUAUCGCCAGCAUGGUGCGGCCCGGGGGUGUCCUGGUCAUUGACCACCGCAACUAUGAUCACAUUCUGGCCACAGGCUGUGCACCGCCUGGCAAGAACAUCUACUAUAAGGACACAGACAUCCUCUUGCGGUCUCCAGAGCGACUUAACCAAGGACAUCACCACCUCAGUGCUGCUGGUAAACAACAAGGCACACAUGGUGACCCUGGACUACACGGUGCAGGUCCCCCCCACUGAAGUAGGGGCAGCUCCAGAGCUGAGCACAUUUCGGCUCUCGUACUACCCGCACCGGCUGGAGGCCUUCACAGCCCUGCUAAAAUGUGCUUUCCAGGGGAAGUGCCAGCAUAGCGUCCUGGGUGACUUCCAGCCCUACAUCCCAGGGCAAGCCCAUGUUCCCUGCUACUUCAUCCACGUUGUGAAGAAGACAGCCUGAGGGGACUGUGGAGAUGGGACUGUGGUGGCUGAGAGCUACAAGCAGCUCUGGGGACAAGCAGGGAACUGGGGACAUUGCUGGAAGGUGCCUGGAAGCCCUCUCCCCUUAAUGAAGAGCACUCGUGAGAGUUACUGGA
Molecule: messenger RNA, 1130 nt
Organism: Columba livia (rock pigeon)
Lineage: Eukaryota; Metazoa; Chordata; Aves; Columbiformes; Columbidae
Gene: GNMT
Product: glycine N-methyltransferase
Exons: 6
Coding region: 82-798 (238 amino acids)
Biological process (GO): S-adenosylmethionine metabolic process; one-carbon metabolic process; protein homotetramerization
Cellular component (GO): cytosol
Molecular function (GO): glycine binding; S-adenosyl-L-methionine binding; identical protein binding
Source: RefSeq, a predicted model, not a curated record